AUGCCUUCAAAGAAAAAUAAAGGCAUCAGGAUUCUGCAUGAUAUUGAAGUAUUGAAUGCUGCCAUUGUAGAUAUUAAAUUUAAUAACAUGUCACUGAGAAAAGCAUCUAAAUUUCACAACAUACCUCUGACCACUCUUCAUGACAAAAUAAAAGGAAAACAGCCUUUAGUUCCCAAACGAUCACUUUUAACCAUAGGUGAAGAGAAACGAUUAGCGCGAUGGCUAAUCGAAAUGGCACAACGAGGCUUUGGAAAAACUCGUGUUGAGGUUAGGGAGACUGCAAGGGCCAUCAUUGCUGUGCGAAAUAAGACUAUAGAAAGUCAAGAUCUGGAUAAGGUACCUUUGCCAAGUACACAAUGGUUAAAUGGAUUUUUCUCCCGACAUCCCGAAAUUUCUUCAAGAACACCCAUGCCCCUCUCAAAAGAAAGAGCUGUAGUCACACCAAAAGCUAUAGAAAAAUGGUUUAUGGAUUUCCGACAAACCAUUGAAUCAAUAGACCCAACAAUAUUUACAAGCCCUAGUCGCAUCUUCAAUGCAGACGAAACUGGCUUUGGUUUUGAUGUCAAAAGCAGGCAGGUUAUAGCAUGUAAAGGCAGCAAAAACGUAUACAACAUAACAGCUAACACUAAAAAACAGGUCACUGUAUUGGCAUGCUGUAGUGCGGCAGGUGAGUACAUGCCACCAUUACUGAUUUAUCCCUACAAACGGGUGCCCAAACACAACCUACUUGAUGCAUUUCCAGAAGCAUUAAUUCAGCUAUCAGAUAAAGGCUGGAUGACAGCAGCUGUUUUUUUUACAUGGUUGAGAGACGUUUUCAUCCCCUCUACAAAUCACCUCACUAAGCCCAUCUUGCUUCUUGUUGAUGGGCAUGCAAGUCAUACAUCCCUUUUGGAAACCUCUACUAUAUGCCAUGACAACAAUAUCAUCUUGUACUGCCUUCUUCCUCAUGCCAGCCAUAUCAUUCAACCCCUGGAUCAGGCAUUUUUCAGCUCAGUAAAGUCAGCCUGGCAGAAAGCUGUCAGCAAACAUAUAUCAGUUACUGGUGCAGGAGUUAAUUUAGAAUCUUUUUCUGGAGUUUUAAAGACAGCUUGGUACAAAGCGGCCACACCAGAAAUAGCCUCUAGCAGCUUCAGGGCUGCCGGUAUUUUCCCUUUUAACCCAGACAUGAUUAUAAGUUCCCAAAAAAUGUGGCCUAGCAGAUCUUUUUCAUAUGAUGAUGCCAUUGUGCCAGAUGUCUCAGAAGCACCAUCGCAAUGUAGGCCUGAAUCUACAGAACCUGAAUAUACGGAAUUUGACCUGAAUGAAUCUUCAUUAAAUAUCUACUCCCUUGUGCCAAAUGUAUCGGAAACCCCAUCGCAACAAAAAUCAACAGAACCUGAAUCUACGGAAUUUGAUAUGAAUGAAUCUUGA
Messenger RNA from Biomphalaria glabrata, 1410 nucleotides. RefSeq lists its product as uncharacterized. The coding region runs from base 1 to 1410 and encodes 469 amino acids. The record is from RefSeq and is a predicted model, not a curated record. NCBI's taxonomy places the organism in Eukaryota, Metazoa, Mollusca, Gastropoda, Planorbidae. The transcript has a single exon. Gene Ontology annotation, cellular component: nucleus. Gene Ontology annotation, molecular function: DNA binding.